UAAUAAUAAUGUGUGUGUUCUCUACAGCUGGGCUCGGUGCAGGAAGCCUCUCUCUCCUAUCAGGCGGCUCUGCAGAAGUUCCCGAGUGACGACGUGAAGACGUUCCAGCAGCUCCGAGUGUGUGUCCUGCUCAACCUGUCGCGCUGCCACCGCAAGAUGAACGACUUCGGGCUGGCGGAGGAGUUUGCCACCAGAGCUCUGGAGCUGAAGGCUAAAUCCUACGAAGCGUUUUACGCCCGAGCGCGAGCCAAACGAGGACGCAGACUGUACCAUGCCGCUCUGGAGGAUCUGAUCGAGGCCAGCUGCCUCUGCCCGUCCAACCGGGAGAUCCAGCGCCUCCUGACCCGGGUCAAAGAGGAGUGUCGUCAGGCGGCCCAACAACAAGACCCUCACCCGUCCCAUGGAGUCUAUCAACAACAAGACCCCCAACUUCCCCGGUCCCAUGGAGUCUAUCAACAACAAGACCCCCAACUUCCCCCGUCCCAUGGAGUCUAUCAACAACAAGACCCCCAACUCUCCCCGUCCCAUGGAGUGUAUCAACUACAAGACCCCCAACUUCCCCCGUCCCAUGGAGUCUAUCAACUACAAGACCCCCAACUUCCCCCAUCACAUGGGGUCUAUCAACACCAACAAGACCCCCAACUCUCCCCGUCCCAUGGAGUGUAUCAACUACAAGACCCCCAACUUCCCCCGUCCCAUGGAGUCUAUCAACAACAAGACCCACAACUUCACCCGUCACAUGGGGUCUAUCAACAACAACAAGACCCCCAACCUCACCCGUCCCAUGGAGUCUAUCAACAACAAGACCCACAACUUCACCCGUCACAUGGGGUCUAUCAACAACAAGACCCCCAACUUCCACUAUCACAUGGAGUCUAUCAACAACAAGACCCCCAACUUCCACUAUCACAUGGAGUCUAUCAACAAAACGUGGCUAGAGACUCAGAGUUUCUGCAGGAUCCGGACAGGAAGUGGGGAUCUGAGGAAGAGGAGGAGGAAGAAGGGAGUCACAACCACCCUUUAACUGUGGUUCAAAGCCUGGACCCCCACUGUCGGCCUGGGGGUCCAUCACCCUCAUCCCUGUCUCCCACUCACCUGUACCGGCACCGCCCCAGUCCCACCCACCAGUUCAGUCCGCCUUCCUCCCUGAUGCAAGAAAGUACGCUUUCAUUCUCAGGAAUUGGUCUGACACAGCAUCCACAGUCGGCUCCUAACCCCUCAGAGCAGAUCCAGGGACACCACCAGUCCAACCAGAGGUCCUUUCAGCAUCAGAACCCUGCUCAGAACCAGUGGCUCCAGCCCACCAAGGCCCAAGUGAUCAGAACCAGUCAGCCCACUUCCUCUGCAAACUCCGGAAUGGUUCUGGGAGGUUCUGUUUACUCGCAGUUCGGCCAGCUGCCACAGGAACUGGCAGAGCUCGGGGAAGGGAUUUACCCCCUCGAUAUGGUCCAGACUGGUUUAAGUUCGGGAGCCUAUGGGAGGGAUGGGGGAGGCGAGAGGUCGGCGGGGGUGAACAGGUUCGUCACGGCACAUCAGUUCAGUCGCAACCAAUCCAAAGCUGCGUACUACCCCAUGGAGGUUACCGAGUUACCGCCUGAAAACCUCCCACCGUCGCAUGAUUACCAGUACCAACAUCAGGGGGUGGUACGACGCCCCCUCAGCUCCCACCCUAACUCCUCCCCCGCUCCUCCCCCCCGGGCACUGGUUCACUCCCAGAGCUCCAGCGUCCGGUUCUCCAGUGGCAGCAUCCCUAACCCCGGCUUCAGGACCUCGGCCUCCGCCCAGCACAUGGACAUCCCUUUGGAUCUAAACACCGCCGGGGGGUAUCACGAUGACCUCUUCCUGAUCUCCUCCCCCCAGUCUGAAGUUUGCAUGGUGGGAGGCGGGACUUACCCUGGAGAGGCGGGGCGGUCGUCAAGGAACACUCCUUUUAUGGGCGUAGUGGACAGGACAGCGAGGGUCCAACAGCAGUUUCCGCAACAAACAACAUCUGGUUCUGCUUCCUGCCUCAGCCCGUCCAGAUCCUGGGCCGUGUCUUCGGUGGACACCGUCGUCACGUCGCCGAGCAAAACCCAGAACAACCAGGGAGGCUUCGGUCCAUCCUCCAUCGCCUUCCACAACCGCAGCAACAACAACGCCCACAACGACAACCAGCGAGACCACUAUCCUCAGGGCGAGGGGUCGGGGAAGGUGGCCAGUCAGAACCCGUCGUACCGGGAUGUGAAAGUUGCUCGGACGCUGCCGGUGAUCCACAGCGGCUCAGAGAAACCGAGGGACAGAAAGACAGGCCCGACGUCUCCGGUCAAACCAAAAAGACCUUUUGUGGAGUCCAACGUUUAGAGAAGGGUUUACGCAUUAGGUCAGAGAAAAGGGAAGAGGGUCAAGCACUCAAGAUAUUCUGAUGUUCCCAUCGGCUGUGGAAGUAUUUAGUCUGGGAUAAGCUGGAAAUGAACUAGAUUGUACCACAUGUAGAGGGGCAAGGCGCAAUAAAUGUGAAAUGAGGGUAACAACACACACUUGAAGGAUUUGCUGGUGUAUGGUUGCUCUCAUACACAAAAGGGAUUGAAGGUGAAUAAAGAGAGCUGGAGAGAGUUAUUAAAGCACUUCUUUACAAACGUAGUGACUUCUUUAUUGUGUAAAAGACGUAGGGGAAAACAGAAGUUCAUCAAAUGUGUUUCAUCCAGAACAUGUUGCCUGUCAAUGAACAAGCCAGAGACAAAGACACAUGAGGGAUUACACAUCAGCUCCUGCCGUUACCAAGCACAAAAGAGAAGAGUAGCUUGGGAGGAUUCAGAAACACAAAAGAGGCAUCAGGUAGCACUUAAAGAAAGUUCUUUGUCGUUUCACUCUGAAGUCUCUGGAUGCCAUGUUCACAAACUCUACACUGAGAUGUAUUCAGAGGGACUGGAAACCACCAUCAGCACCAGUGUCUGCUGUUUAAUGAAGAUUUCCAUUUUAAAUCUGAAGCUCCUGCAUGACUGGAAACCUGGAUCCAGGCUCUGAUCCGGUCCUUGAAGACCCGGUUAUUGAAGAAGCACUGGCAGACCGUAUAUAAAAACUAAAAUAAGUGAUAUUUAUCUUUUUUAAGUUAUAUGUGUAUAAAUAUUGUUUCUCUUAAAACUGUACAAAACCUUUGGAUUUUCCUUUUCGCAUCAAUCCACAAUGAACAUCUAUUAGAAACACGCUUUAAGGUUAUCAGACCUUUUGCUUCAGGUAGACUUAUGUUUGUUUUUCGCUACAAAGGCCUUUUUCAUAUUAUUUAGUCCUGAAAUUCCUAAGUUAUGCAAACCACAUGGAUCCCAUCUGAUACAGCAGGACCUUUUGCAUUCACUGCCAUGGAAACAUAGUGCUAACAUGGCUAGCUGGUGAUUGGCUCAAAUCGAAUCAAACUGAGCCCCAAAACAGUGAUUGUCCGAUCGUAACUCAGCAACCAUCAGUGGUGCUAAAGCUGGAGUAGAAUCAAUACGUGACAUUUAAAGACGUUUGUGCAGUGUGUGACUUUCAACGGUGUAGCUAGCAUCUUUAUCGUGAUUGUUCACGAUCAGGGCGAGUCCAUCCCCAUAAUAAACAUGUUUACAGCCUGAUCAAAAAACCCUGUUUCGGUCUAGAUUAAGCAAACUGAGCGGUUCAUGACAUCUUCAUGAGGGAUGGACUUUAAACCUGUUGAAAUUAUAUUAGGGAUUAAAGUAAUGCAUAACUAACGGUGUGGCUUUCAGUUACAGUUCUGUCACAGGUUGCUAGCCGUUAGCUGUUAGCCACUGAUUCAACUUUAUUUAAGGGAAAAUACCUUGUUUUCGAGGGGGUCCAACGACGAAACAUUCAAUGCAAGAAACAUGAAUACAGACAACAUACAUGCACAUCUCGUUAGCCAACCCACUCCCACAAUACUCCCCUAAAUCCACCCUACCCGUAGCCUGGAGUAAAAUGCUAGCGCUAACUAGCUGUCUGCACCACAAGGCGUUUUAUUAGCAUUUUUGGGGGGUUAAAACUAAACCAAAUGUUUGCCUUGUUUUUAACUCUAUAUGUAGCCAUCAAGUGCAUAUUUAAAAUCUAUUUUACACGUUUCUUGUUUGUUAGUAUCAUUAUAAAGGCCAUGGAGUUUUCUGCUGAUUAAUUGAGCUAAUGUUAGCUUCAUUAGCUCGCUUCAGGUUGUAGUUCUGAUUUCAGAUGGCUAAAAGCAACAGUGGUGUGAUAGAAAUAAGACACAUGCUUUUACCUACCUCUGUUUGAAAUCAAGGAUACAUCGUUUAAAGAAAUCAAGUGGUUAAUUUCAUCAACUUAAACUGAAGAUGUGAGAAUAGAGAGAUCGAUAACCACAGAUGCUAACAUAGCUCACAGUUCAGAGAGUUGGUUUUGCAGUUUUAUUUUAUGCACAUUAAUGCCUGUUUUAUGUACAUUUCUGUUGAUGUUUCUAAUGAAUCAGCAGCUUGGUUUGAGAGCUGCUGAUGAACCGCUGACAGUCACUGCCGUUAUUUCUUACUGCUCAGGAGUUUCCAUCUGUGACAAGGUGUGCCAACGCUAAAAUGCUCGAGCCGUUUUCAUAGUCGCUCUGUUGGGUCUGAUUCCGGUCAAUGAAACACAUGAAGCACAUUACAAGUGAAUCGGUUUAAGACUAGUUUAAAGUUGUAUGUGAUUAGGUGAAGGAAGCCAGUCAGUGUGGGACGACAGCUGUCAAUAAAGCAAAGUGUUGUGCUGUUCAUGUAGGAUGUGUAACGCCACAGGUCAUACAGAGUUACCGUGUGUCAGAUACUUUCAUAUUUAAAAACACAGGAAAACCAAAAGGACGUUAUUAUUAAAAAAUGUAAAACAACAUGAGUGUGUCAGCACUUGUGAACGUUACAAAGAGGAAUAAAACUGAAUGAAAGACGUUGUGUAAAUCUAUCUUUCCCCCUUCUGUACAACAGUGGAAGAAGUAUUUUGACCAAGACUGAAUACUUAAAAGUGUAUUUUUAUUUUGGGCUGUUGGAGAACAUUGCACAUGUGGGCCACCGUACAUUUCUGAUGAAACCCCCCGGUGUCUAAAAAAUGAAUGAUGAAGCUUUAUCAUGUCGUGUUACAUCAGAAGAAGUCAGUUAAAAUGAAUUGGACCAAAACAACUCAGCCGUUGAACACAUCUGUAUUUAUUCCACGUUGUCCCGAUGAGAUAAAGACUUCCAUAGCAAAGUUGGCACGAGUACAUAAGACAACAUAAAACAAUCCUUUUCAGAGGCAGCUUUUAAUUAGGCACUGGUGCGGAGACCUGAAGUCAAAACACGACAUAUACAUGUUAAAUAUAUAUAUUAGUUACACACAUUCAACAACAUUCAUUUAACAUACUCUGUUAAUAAGGCAUCAAGUAACCAAACUCACACUGGACGGACAUCGUUAACAGGACAGUACAUUUAAAUACAGGCAGAUAAUAUUCUCCGGUCAUGUGGACGAACUGGACCGACUGGGCAGAUAAAGAUCUUGCAGGACAUCCAAUAAAAGUACAAAUAAAGUAGCGUGAUUACUGAGAGCAUUAUCCUUAAACUCUGAUUCAACUCGGAUGAUCGAUUCAAUAAGUUCAGUGAUUUAUCCAAACAGUGAAAUAAAGGAUGGCAGAAGAGAGUAGUUCCAAAUGUGAGAGUAAUCGUUGGCAUAAAUCUGACUUUUAAUUUCUCACAGAUACCGAUCUGAGUACGAUACUUAUAUGUAGACACUUUGAUUCAACGGGAAAUAAAUGUUGGUGCCAAGGAUGUUCAAUAUAUAAAUAAAAUAUCUGUUCUCUUAAUGGCAGACAAAUAUUCAAUAUUGAUGAUUUACGGACGUUUCCAGCACACUGAACCUGCCAGAGGACUGAAUUCAGCACACCUGACGGCCUGAAUGCUCACUGCUUCAUUUUGACUAAUGACAAACUCUCACUACUGAUAAUGAGCGCGCCUGGUAAGCAUGAGACUGUUUAGUGUUUCAAUUGUCAGGUUUUAAGGUACAUUCACGUGUUGGGAAG
Messenger RNA from Notothenia coriiceps (black rockcod), 5968 nucleotides. RefSeq names its product protein TANC2-like. NCBI's taxonomy places the organism in Eukaryota, Metazoa, Chordata, Actinopteri, Perciformes, Nototheniidae. Gene Ontology annotation, molecular function: protein binding. The record is from RefSeq and is a predicted model, not a curated record. The transcript has 3 exons. The coding region runs from base 157 to 2340 and encodes 727 amino acids.